AUGAGCUUCCUCUCGCGCCUCGUCACACUAUUCGGCCUGGUCCUGCUGGCCCAUGCAGGCUACUCCGCCCACGAACACACCGUGCUCUUCAGCAACGCGCGCCUCUCCUCCUCCACCGCCCUCCCGCAAGAUAUCAUCGCCGAAGUCCUGGUCGCCGUUGUCAUUGUCUCUGUUGGGUUGGUUCUCGGUGCAGAGAAGUUGAAGCCGAUUAGCUGGCGCGACUGGGCGGGUGAGAUUGAGAGGGAUGGUGGUGCUCGUAACCCGUAUCUGGGAUUGGAGGAACGCUAUGGGUUUUGGGAUAUUCGGGCUAAGCGGAAGGAGUUUGCGGAGUGGAUUCGGGAACGGGAUGUGGUGAAUAAGCAGUGA
Penicillium daleae is the source of this 366-nucleotide messenger RNA. RefSeq names its product membrane magnesium transporter family protein. Gene Ontology annotation, biological process: protein folding in endoplasmic reticulum. Lineage: Eukaryota; Fungi; Ascomycota; Eurotiomycetes; Eurotiales; Aspergillaceae. The record is from RefSeq and is a predicted model, not a curated record. Gene Ontology annotation, cellular component: EMC complex. Bases 1 to 366 code for a protein of 121 amino acids. The transcript is spliced from 3 exons.